CUCUGCCUAGUAACAGGAAGGUGUGGUUGAGGCUGCGCAUGGAAGGGAAAACACAACUGAAAAACAGCGGAGAGAAGCUCCAUUCUGGACUCUUCUGGCUCUCCCAAAGGCUGGAGAAUAAUCCCACUAGGCUGACGGAGGUCUGGACCCUGUAAAAAUGCUCGCCACCUGAGGUGCAGGCCAUGUACCCUUACGUCUACCUGCCGCCCAGGGAGGGCAUCUGGCCUCGGCUGCAGACCCUCGCCUACCUGCCCGCCCCUCUGCUGCUGCCACCCAUCCAGACCCACAACUUUUGCAGCCGGCCGGCGGGCCUGAGCGCGGCCCCGCGAGAAUUCCACUGCUUCCACGGUGCGGGCGCGGCCCUGGUCUCCACGCCGCCGUGGUGGGCCUUGCCUUCUGCGGGAGCCGCGGCCCUUGGCUCGUCGUUCCCCGCCUCCAGCCUGCCCGCGCCAUCCAAACCCGCCUCCGACGCCGAGCGCGGGGCCCCGUGGCCCGAGGGCGGCAGCCUGCAGCUGCAGCUGCGCUGGGGCCGCGUGGAGCGCGCGCAGGGGCCGCCCCUGCCGCUGCCCGACACGCUGCGCCGCCGCCUGCGGCGCGCGUACGGCACCUACCCCCGCACCGACGUGCGCGUCACCCUGCGCGGCGGCCAGUGGCUGCUGCAAGCCGCGCCGCGCGUGGGCGAGCCCGAGUACCAGGUGACGCGGCGCGUGGUGCGCAGGCCCACCAGCGGCGACGGAGGGGACAGCGGGGACAGCCCGGCAGCUCGGGAGGCGGUGCAGCGUGGCCGCCCCAAGAAAAAGCAAGGUCUGAGAUGA
Messenger RNA from Meriones unguiculatus (Mongolian gerbil), 815 nucleotides. It is a transcript of the gene C1H10orf95, whose product is annotated as chromosome 1 C10orf95 homolog. The transcript is spliced from 2 exons. The coding region runs from base 183 to 815 and encodes 210 amino acids. Lineage: Eukaryota; Metazoa; Chordata; Mammalia; Rodentia; Muridae. The record is from RefSeq and is a predicted model, not a curated record.